GACGCUCAGCUCGCUGCACCAGGCGCACCACUACAACCAGCUGACCGCCGCCGCCGUGUCCGCGGGCCAGCGCGGCGCGCACGACGCCCUGCGGCGCUCCGACGCCGACGCCCUGCAUGUGACCAACAUGCACGCGUCGUUCCCGUACGAGUCGAACCGCGCGGCCCGCGACUACGGCGUGCGGCGGCCCGACGUGCUCAUCCAGUCGCACCCGGGGCUCGACGGCCAGGACCCCCUGGUGCUGCACGGAGGACUCUCCGGCGUCGACGACCCGCAGAACACCAGCGUGGACGAUGGUGCCGUCUUCAUCAACGACCUGCCCCUGCUCAAGAGCAUGAAGCCGCGCAGCGAGGGCGGCAAAGACGUGGUGCUGUCGUCGGCGUCGGCGCCGUCGGACGUGUUCUGCAGCGUGCCGGGCCGGCUGUCGCUGCUCAGCUCCACCUCCAAGUACAAGGUCACCGUCGGAGAGGUGCAGCGCCGCCUCAGCCCGCCCGAGUGCCUCAACGCGUCGCUACUAGGCGGUGUGCUGCGCAGAGCCAAGUCGAAGAACGGCGGCCGCCUUCUACGGGAGAAGCUGGAGAAGAUCGGGCUGAACCUACCGGCUGGCCGCCGGAAAGCUGCCAACGUCACUCUCCUCACGUCCCUGGUUGAAGGAGAGGCGAUCCACUUGGCGCGGGACUUCGGCUACGUCUGCGAGACUGAGUUCCCCGCACGGCAGGUGGCGGAGUACCUGAGCCGGCAACACACAGACCCCGGCGAGUCCUACCGCCGCAAGGAGCUCAUACAUGCCACCAAGCAGAUCACCAAAGAACUUAUGGACCUGCUGAACCAGGACCGUUCACCACUGUGCAAUACCCGACCACAACAUAUCUUGGAUCCCAGUAUCCAACGUCACCUGACACACUUCUCGCUUAUAUCUCAUGGAUUUGGCAGUCCAGCGAUUGUUGCUGCCCUCACCGCUAUACAGAAUUUUUUGACUGAGUCAUUAAAGCACCUGGAGAAGAUGUACCCAUCAACCAACAAUAAUGGUGGAUCACACAUAUCAGUGAGCUCUUCCCAACAACCAGGUGGUGGCAUGGAUUCAAAGCCGAAGGAACUCAGUGAUAUGAAGAAGUGAGGCUGGCUACGACGGGCUGCGGGAACCACCAAUCAUUCGUGGCCCUUCAAUUGACACUGCGGUCUAGGUCCCUUCCCCGUACUUAAUGCAAAUCUUUCUUUAUUAAUUAUGUGAAAAGAAUGUAAAAAAGAAUAAGGUCACAAGAACAGAACUGUUGGACUUUUCAUCAUUGUGAAGUGGUUACUUGUGGCUAUGAACAAUUCUAACGGAUACUUUCUCGAAAAAUGUUGCAUUUCAUUUUGUGAUCAUUCUUAGCUGUUAGACAGAGGGUGCCUCAGCUUCACAAACUGGAAUAAGUGGACGCAGUUCUACUGGUACUGUAAUGAUUACCAUCAACGUUCUGGGGAUUCAUCAAUAUGACAUUUAACAUAUCAGUGUCAUACAGCAGAAAGAAGGUAGCUUCUCAUAUAAUGAGAAAUGAAACCUGCUCAAGAUUGCAGACUCCAGGAUUUCGGGGUCUCCAUUUUGACAUAAAUUUGCAAACAAAAAUUAAGAAGCCUUGUUCCUUUCUAUGUGUGCUAAAAUACAAAAUUAUUCAUUGACAUUUAGCAAUAACUUUUGUCCAUGCAUUGUGAGUCAAGUAAUUGCAGCAUUUCACUUGGAUCUUUGGCUUGUUUUCUGUACAACUAACACUAAAUGUGUUGGUAAAGCCUUCUUUGGAAUGCUACUUUAUUCAAACUUAUACACAUUGCUUUUCUUCUCUUCAUUGUUGUUAACUAAGCAUAUAAGAAACAAAACUGAUGUAUAUCAAUAUCAGACUCAAAUUAUGACUGUAAUAAGCAUAUCUCAUCUCGCAGUCAAACAACACACUCUGUAGGGCAAUGCCUGCAGAAAAAUAAAUGUCUGGUACUAAAUUAAAUUCAUCCUGAUUUCAUGUGAAUACAGUUUUGCCAAUGAUCAGCAAUAAGGGUGUUAACUCCAUAAAGUGCAGUUUCAGUAAACAAGUGUAACUGAAUUUAAUAUUCAUUGUGGGGAACAAAGCGGCCUAUAAAGUAAUUAAGCUGUCUUGUUGUUUCUGGUUCAGGUAUAUAUAUACAUUCCAAAUAUAUGACAAAGAGCUGUAUGAUCAUCUGCAAGCCUAGACAUGAUACAGAGACUGUAAAUGUUAGUAUGACACCUUAGUCUAACAAACACCCUCCACAAAUAUUUCAACGUGCCAAAAUUUAGUGCAGAUUUUCUGACCUACAAUUCAUAACUAUUUCUAAGAUUCUCAAUAUUGUUGCAACAAAUUUUGUAUUAGUAUUUAAAUAUGAUUUGUUUUUAUAUAAAUAAUUAGUUAAUAGUUUAUGAUGUGUGUGUAUGCAUAGGUGUGAAUGUGUAGUGUGUAAAAAAAGUGUAAAAAUUGUUUUUCAUAAUGAUGUAACAACACCUGCAUGCUGUACAAGAGAAUUCUCAAGGUGAUAC
Schistocerca nitens (vagrant locust) is the source of this 2521-nucleotide messenger RNA. RefSeq names its product transcription factor AP-2-beta (gene TfAP-2). NCBI's taxonomy places the organism in Eukaryota, Metazoa, Arthropoda, Insecta, Orthoptera, Acrididae. The coding region runs from base 128 to 1117 and encodes 329 amino acids. The transcript has 8 exons. Gene Ontology annotation, molecular function: DNA-binding transcription factor activity, RNA polymerase II-specific; RNA polymerase II transcription regulatory region sequence-specific DNA binding. Gene Ontology annotation, cellular component: nucleus. The record is from RefSeq and is a predicted model, not a curated record. Gene Ontology annotation, biological process: anatomical structure development; regulation of cell population proliferation; regulation of transcription by RNA polymerase II.